AUGGUCAAAGCUCCGCCACAAGCGAACGUUGCGGAUGCGGCUGCUUCUCCGUCAGCUAUGCAACAUGGUGCUGGCCAAAGGGUUGCAGAUCAGGGACAGGAUGGGAACGUAGUGGGCCAGCGGAAGCCAACUACUGCUGCACAAGAGAUAACUCGGAGAGAUGUUCACACCGCUUCUUCAAUCAAUGCCCAACGGCGAUUGCCAAAGAUUGAAGCCAAAGAACAAAGUCCUGGACAUCAACCAGCAAUCCGCUGCGUCAAGAGCAAAGAAGCUCCCCAAAACAGCCUACCUAAGUCCCAAACCACCGCAAGCUCUAAACCAGUUCUCGUCCGCGGUCCGUCGACCAAGCCAGACAUGAAGAAAAAAACCCAGCCCAUACGCAAGUCCACGUCUCCCAAACUCCCGCCUGUUGAGAGCUUCUCGUUCCAGGACAUUCUUGGUUCGAUUGGUUCGGAAGCCAAUGCCUCAAUCGAUGCCAUCGCAGAGAUAUGCGGUCGAAGCAAGAUGAGCUUAGCCGCGGAGCAUAGCAGUCACCGCCCUCCCCAAGGGCAUCUUGCGACCACAGGAAGCAGUCCAGACAGUUUUUUCCUACCUGCACGACUUGAGCCAGUAGCGGAGACGAGCUCUAAUCGAACGCAUACGCGGUCGGUGUCGAAAAGCUUUGCUCUAGCCACGGGAUCUGCUCAUAAUGUGGAUGGGCUACCGGGCAAUCCCACUGCUGCUACGUCGAAUGUGACUUCGCACACUCACACCAGCACAUCUGGUCAUGGAAAAGGCGAGGGCACCUCCACGACCGCGUCCGCGUCACUGCUUCCACAGGUUUUGGCUUGGCUGCGCCGCUCCGGCUCCACAACAAUCAACGAGCAAACCAGUGCGACCGGUCAGGAUGCUGGCGCAGUCAGCGCCAUGCAUAGGCUCUUAAAUGAUACAUCCGAAGCCCAAUUGUGA
Molecule: messenger RNA, 948 nt
Organism: Letharia columbiana
Lineage: Eukaryota; Fungi; Ascomycota; Lecanoromycetes; Lecanorales; Parmeliaceae
Exons: 1
Coding region: 1-948 (315 amino acids)
Source: RefSeq, a predicted model, not a curated record